This is a messenger RNA of Malus domestica (apple), 1603 nucleotides long. RefSeq lists its product as uncharacterized. NCBI's taxonomy places the organism in Eukaryota, Viridiplantae, Streptophyta, Magnoliopsida, Rosales, Rosaceae. Gene Ontology annotation, biological process: poly(A)-dependent snoRNA 3'-end processing; CUT catabolic process; nuclear polyadenylation-dependent rRNA catabolic process. Gene Ontology annotation, molecular function: RNA binding. The record is from RefSeq and is a predicted model, not a curated record. Gene Ontology annotation, cellular component: nuclear exosome (RNase complex); cytoplasmic exosome (RNase complex).
CGGUGUGUACCCGCUUGCUUAUACCAUCCAUUUUCACGGUAUAAUUAGUCGGGCUCUCUUCUCUCCCGACGCAGUCUUCCGCUUCCUCUCCAGACGAAUUCUUCCGCUCCAGGCACUCUCUCUUCCUCUCCAGGCGCUCUCUCUUCCUCUCCAGACGCCAUCUUGCUCUCAUCCCAGUAUAAAUAAUACGGUCAUUAAUCCGAUACUGCACCAAACGCUUGACUAAUUUAGUCAGUACUAUCCGGUGGCUAUUUAUCCUAUCCGACAUAGUCAGUACAGUCCGAGCUGCCAAACGAGGCAUUGGGGGCUUCUCUGCCGCUUACGUUGUCGUCUUCCUUCUACUCGAGCCUGCCGAAGGAGCUUCUUCUUAUAGCCGAUUACUCGUCAAAAACUCGGAAAUUCAAUGGAAGAAAAACCUUCCGGUUCGCCGGCGAGCUUCAUCGACAAGCCAGUGAUUCCCGGCGAUGUGGUUCUCGACCUCUCCGACAUGACUAACCAAACCAUCAAGCUCGGCGGCGGUCUCCGCCAGGAUUUUGAUUCAAUAGUUGCGAUGAAGGCUGGUACUUUGAGGUUUACGAAGCUAAACAAGUAUUGGGUCGAAACAUCUCAGAAAAGGUAUGUGCCUUGUGUGGGGGACUCGGUACUUGGAAUCGUGGCGGAUUCGAGAGCAGAUAAUUUUCUGGUGGACAUUAAAGGACCUACAUUGGCGUAUCUGCCGGUGCUUGCUUUCGAAGGAGGAACUAGGCGAAACAUACCAAAGUUUGAGGUGGGUACAUUGCUGUAUGUUCGGGUUGUGAAGGCAAACCCUGGCAUGAAUCCUGAGUUGUCAUGCACUGAUGCCAGUGGAAAAGCAGCAGAGUAUGGUAUCCUUAAAGAUGGCUACAAUUUUGACUGUUCGACUGGCCUUUCAAGAAUGUUGCUGAGAUCACCAAGAUGUCCAGUUCUCGAGGAACUUGGGAAGAAAAUUUCCUUUGAAAUAGCAGUUGGUUUGAACGGCCGUGUUUGGGUCAAUGCUGGUUCGCCAUCUUUGAUCAUCGUCGUUUCUAAUGCAAUCAUGAACUCGGAAUCUCUGACUGGAGUGCAGCAGAGAAUCAUGGUGGAUAAACUCAUUCAGAAUUUGAAGUUAUCAACAUGACAAUGCAAGACCUGCAAGCUUUGCAGCUGUCAAAUUCACCCGUUGUGUUGUCCACAAGACAUUUUGCGACGAGGGUUAAGAAGACGAUGAAAUCCCGCGAUCGCAAUCUCAUAUGGUAAAACAUUCUCGAGCACGAGCCUUAUGACUUGUGUGAACCCGUUAAAGCAGUAGAUGGUAUGAAACUAUUUCUUAACUCUUAACCUAAAUUUUGUUACUUGAGCGGGGGAAUUCGUCGUGUUAAUCGAUAAUCUGUCUAUUGAUUCUGCAUUUUUUUCCCAAAUGAAAUUCGACUCAGUGCCAAGAUAUUCAAAUGUUACAGACGAUUUCAAGGUUACAAUGAUGGUCUUGUUCUUUUUACCCCUGUGCUCAACGUGACAACACACAUGUCUUUGUUGACGACGAAAUUAUUGUACUACUUGUGUCAUCUUGCCAGAAAUUGGCCAAGCAAUAAAUGAUGAUUUCGUUUUA